AUGUCCAGCCAGAAGGAACCAAAGCGAGCCGCGGUCUUGUCCACACUGCGCUCCCCUAAAUGUUGCCGGUGCCGAAACCACGGGAUCAUCACGGUCCUAAAGGGACACAAAAGAUUCUGUCAAUGGAAGAACUGCACAUGUGAAAACUGCCUUCUGUUGAUGAAACGCCAACAAAAUUCAAAGGAACAGAUCGCUCUGAGACGUCUCUGGAAACAGGAGGAAGAUAUGGGGCUGGUGGCACCAACGCCCCUUAAUACAGAUUCCCUACAAGUUCUCAUCCACCGGUAUCCCCACUACGACGUGGAGAAGUUAGGAGCCGUGUUGAAGUCAUGUGACGGAGAUACUCAAAAAGCGAUAGAGAAGAUUGACGUCGCCAUGAACAGAGCUUUGGACACGAUCACGACGGAACCAAAGACUGACCUGACACCAGCAGGCACAGGAGGUGUCGGAAUGGGGUUUCUCGGCUUCCAGGGGUAUAAUCCAGGAUUCCACGCUCCGCUACCUCCAACCAACACAAUCCCCAAUCCCCUCUCACCCCGGGGCAGUAUGCCGAUGUACCCAAGGGCUCCCUACAUGUAUCCUUACAAUCCUGUCCCUCGUUUGUUUCCAACAGCCCAACAGGAUGUGACAUACAGUGGGGAUUUUCACAGUCCAGAACCCCGGUCGGAACAGUCUGUUCAGGACUUCCAAUCUCCAAGGACCCCUUUCUAUCCGGAAAAUCAAAGUUCAGUAGAAUCGCUUAUUGGGUAUCCCAAAGUGUCGGAAGUGGGUGUGUUCCAACCCCGCCCAUCAACUGCGGACUCUGAAACGGAGGGGAAUUUGGUUAUUGACUUGAAGGAUGAGGAGAACGUUUGUCCAGAGGGACUCCUCACAACCUAUUCUUCUCAGUGA
Molecule: messenger RNA, 891 nt
Organism: Ylistrum balloti
Lineage: Eukaryota; Metazoa; Mollusca; Bivalvia; Pectinida; Pectinidae
Exons: 3
Coding region: 1-891 (296 amino acids)
Biological process (GO): regulation of transcription by RNA polymerase II; sex differentiation
Cellular component (GO): nucleus
Molecular function (GO): RNA polymerase II cis-regulatory region sequence-specific DNA binding; DNA-binding transcription factor activity, RNA polymerase II-specific
Source: RefSeq, a predicted model, not a curated record